Messenger RNA from Caenorhabditis bovis, 438 nucleotides. The record is from the annotation of a GenBank genome assembly. NCBI's taxonomy places the organism in Eukaryota, Metazoa, Nematoda, Chromadorea, Rhabditida, Rhabditidae.
AUGACAACUAUCGACUUGGUUAAAUCUCAACCACUGUCACAUCCUCAACGAUGGGUCGUGAUCUAUCCAGCAUAUCUCGAUAAGAACAAGAAGCCGAAAGAAGGCAGAAGGAUACCAUUGAGCUUAGCCGUCGAAAAUCCGACAUCAGUGGAAAUUCAUGAUGUUUUGGCUGCCACCGGAAUGAAUCCACUACUUGAGAGGAAUAAAAUGUACACACGAGACGGCGAUCGCGAGCCGGAAAAGCAAGGACGCGUUCGAGUGCAAAUUAAGAAUGACGACGGCUCGCCGAAGAAUGGCACCUAUAAAUCAAGGGCCGAUGUUUACAAAUAUGUCGCCGAGAUGAUUCCGAAGCUCAAGACGCGACAGCCUGGAUAUGUUCCGCCGUCGGCAGCCUCAGCGUCGGGAGCUGGAAAGAAAAAUAAGAAGAAGAAGUGGUAG